UUCCUUCGGAGACAUGUCAUCGUUGUAAGUGCUGGAUGUGACACUGCAGCAGUGAAUAUGGGAGAUCUGACCGACUCCAGAGAUCCGAGAAACACUUUCAUUGUUCCUGCCAUCAAGUCCUUUGAUCAUUAUGAGUUUAACAGAGCUAAAAUCAGAGCCAGCCUCACAUGGCUGGUGGCCAAAGCCUUUGGUACAGACAGUGUUCCAGACGACCUGAGCGAGCCCUUCUACAGGGACCAGUAUGAGCAGGAGCACCUGAAGCCUCCGGUGGUGGGCCUGCUGCUGUCAGCUGAGCUGUACUGCAGAGCAGGAAGUCUGAUUCUGAAGAGCGACGCUGUUAAACCUCUGCUGGGUCAUGACGCCGUCAUCCAGGCUCUGGCUCAGAAGGGCCUGUACGUCACUGACCAGGAGAGACUGGUGACCGAGAGAGACCUGCAGAAGAAACCCAUUCAGAUGAGCACCCACCUGGCCAUGAUUGACACGCUGAUGAUGGCGUACACAGUAGAGACGGUGAGUGUGGAGAAGGUGAUGGCCUGCAUGCAGCAAUACUCCACCGAUUACCCAGACGGAGACGUGCCCUAUGACACAGAGGAUGCGGUCACUAGCUGGAUGAAUAAGGUGAACGAAUACUUGAAAGAAAUCAUAAUGCAGGAGCAAAGGCGGAUGGAGGCGCAGAACGCAGAGCCUGUUGAGAAUCCAAAGUCUCCAACCAAGUGGUAUACGAAGCUGGUUCCUGUGCGUUAUAGGAAGGAGCAGGUUCUGCCCAAGAUGGUGCCGUGGAUCCCUCCGGUGGACAACCUCCUGAAGGACAGCACAGAUGGCUGUGCCCUCGCCGCCCUGCUGCACUUUUACUGUCCCUCCAUCGUCCACCUGGGAGACAUUUGCCUGAAGGAGACCAUGUCGCUGGCAGACAGUCUGUACAACCUGCAGCUCAUCCAGGACUUCUGCAAGGAACACUUGAACCACUGCUGCCACUUCAAUCUGGAGGACAUGCUCUACGCUCAUUCGUCCAUCAAAAAUAACUAUCUUGUGUUUAUGGCUGAGCUCUUCUGGUGGUUCGAGGUUGUUAAGCCGCCAUUCGUCCAGCCUCAGGUGCUGGAAACUGAAGUACCAGCCCCUUCACUGAAAAAUCUGCCAUCUGUGCCCAUCUCAAAAGUCACAAAGAGAAGUUUCAUGGAAAGACCUCCUAGUCCGGACAGACCAAGUCUCCCUCUCCGACCUCAAUCACAGAAUUCAGGCUCAGGUGAGAUCAAGCGAUCAACCUCAAUGUCAUUUGUGGAAAGCUUCAUGGGUACUUGGCCCAAAGAGAAGAAGUCUGCUGCUCAGGGAGUGUCCUUUGAAAUCCCAUUUGAUAAAGAGAGCACCAAUCAAACACCCACUGGCCGAGGGAUGACUCGGUCUGUCAGCACUGAAGGUUUUGGUUUCAAGAUACCCCACGGCACCAGGGGCAUCAAGAGAAACCUGUCCUUUCAGCCUGUCAACGGAAAGAACAUGGGCAUCGAGGAGGAAUGCUGUCCUGACAGCCUGUCAGGAAACCAUAAUGGCCGUCUAAAUGGCUCAGGGCCACCUAGCAUCGAAGAGGCUCUUGAGAUCAUCCACAACUCAGAGAAGAAAUCUCAGAGCCCCAGGGACCAUGCGCCCAGUGAGGGCUUCUUUCUUCACCUCCGGCAUAAAUGUGAAUUGAACCCUGAAGCAAAGGAUGGCGAGCUAGUCUCAGUUUCAGAAACGUCCAAAGGGGUUGCUAGCACAUCCACCACUGAAGUAGACACCGGCAUACAUGUGUGGACGGAGGACAUCCAAGAGACCCUAGAUGAGGACUCAUCCCUUAGGGAUUGUACUGUCAGUAUGGAGCUUGAUACGGAUCAAGACUUUGAGGCAAGAGCUUGCCAUAGCCAGGGCUCUACAAGCCCAUGUCCCAGCAGCCUAAGCAGCAAGUCCCCUGCCGGAAGCGCCCCUGCUUUUACACCUGGAAUUAAGAUGACCAGCUUUGCUGAGCAGAAAUUCCGUAAACUGAAUCCAAACGUGGAGGCCAAAGGUGCUGCAUCCCAAAGUACAGCACCAGACAGUUCAGAUCUCGGCAUUCCUCACUCUGUUUCCUGGGCUCCUUCACCUGAGGUCAGCCCUGCACAUCAGCCAUCCAAGGAUCCGGCCCAGGCCAUGGCUGCAGAAAUGGUGCAGCUGCGCAUGAGACUUGAAGAGAAGCGUCGAGCCAUUGAGGCUCAGAAGAAGAAAGUAGAGGCUGCUUUUACCCGGCACCGUCAGAAGAUGGGACGCAGUGCUUUCCUCACAGUUGUCAAGAGGAAAGGAGUAGAUGGCACCUCACCUUCUCAAGAGGACACUCCCAGCUCAGAGGGAAGCAAGACGCCAGCGGAGACACCUCAGCCCGUCAAGUCUCCGGUGAAGUCUGCGGGGGAGGACGGUACAUCCGAGGCGGACCUGAUGGAAUACACACGCUCCAUUGAGAAGCUCAAUGCUUCCCUGAGCUUCUUGCAGAGUGAGAUGCAGCGGCUGGCCCAGCAGCAGGAGGUAAUCAUGCAGAUGCGGGAGCAACAGGCUUGGGUUGUGUCGCCACCUCAACCUUCGCCACAGAAGCAAGUGCGAGAGCUCAGAGGGAGUGGGGCACGCUCUUCAGGCUCUCCCUCACCUGCAGAUUCUCCUAGAGCUACGCACCGUUCCCCUACAAACCUUAAGAGGAAGUCUGCUUCUUUCCAUUCCAAGACACCAAGGACACCCAGACCCAGUGAGCUAAAGAUCACUCCUUUCAACCGAGUCCUGACCGUUCCACAGUCGGUGGACAGCAUACCACGCUUGAGAAGGUUCUCCCCAUCUCAGUCCGUGUCCUGCUCAUUUUCUUAUUUGGGAAAAGAGAAGAAACCACCAUCAGGAGCUGAAGCCACAGACAAGGACAUAGAACAAGGCCUUGAGUCGUUGUCAAUUGAAUGUUCUACUGGUACCAUCACCUCCCCAACCAAAGAAACCCAACAGGCUGUAACCGAAGACGCUGACUUGUCAGCCAAGGAGCCAGUAGAUAGGGGAGAGGAGAGCAAGAUGGAGAACAAACCAACUGAGGAAAGGGACCAGCUGAAGAAGCCAACAAAUGCGAUUAAGCCGGUUGUGGAAUCUAGUGUGUCUGAGGUUUUGUCGCAGAUUGUAAUGGAGACCGUCAUUGUCACUCCCACUGAGCCAGUUGACAUCACCCAUCAGACCAACAAAAAUUUGAUUGAGGUUCCACUGUCUGUUCUCAAGCCCCUGGAUGGACAGACGUUGGAAGAGGAAGGCGAGAAGGAGACUUCAGGGGAAAAUCUAGACGAUGAGCAGAAAAUGUGCUGUGGAUUCUUUUUCAAGGAUGAUAUGAAGGAAGAGGAUAGCAUGGCCAUAAAGCGAGCAGCACUUCUGGAGAAAAGGCUGAGAAGAGAACGAGAGAGCCAGCAGAGGAAACAACAGCUGGAGGCGGAGCUUGAGCAAAAGAAAGAAGAGGCCAGACUGAAAGCAGAGGAAGACCGCAUGAAGAAGGAAGAAGACAAAGCCCGACGGGAAUUUAUCAAACAGGAGUACCUGAGGAGAAAACAGCUGAAGCUUAUGAAGGACAUGGACACGCUUGUCAAACCGCGUCCUGCGGGGGCCAAACAGAGGAAACAACGGCCCAAGUCCAUCCACAGAGAUGUGAUGGAGUCCCCCAGGACUCCUGUCAGGGCCACGGCAGGUUCACGACCUCGUGUUUUUUCAGUGUCCAGCCUGUCUCUGGCGUCUCUUGGCGAUAAUGACAGUGUCAACUCAGAUAAGAAAACACAAAGUAGGCCUGACUCAGCAGAUGGUUGCCUGUCGCCCACUCGCUCCAGCAGCCGUAACGGAGAGAAAGACUGGGAGAAUGGUUCAACCACAUCCUCACUGACAUCCAACACCGAAUACACAGGUCCCAAAUUAUAUAAGGAGCCCAGUGCAAAGUCAAAUAAGCAUAUAAUUCAGAAUGCUUUGACACAUUGCUGUUUGGCUGGCAAAGUCAAUGAAGGACAGAAAAACAAGAUUUUGGAAGAAAUGGAGAAAUCAGGGGCCAACAACUUCCUGAUCCUGUUCCGAGAUUCCGGCUGCCAGUUCCGCUCGCUCUACACCAACUGCCCUGACACAGAGGAGAUCAACAAAUUGACCGGCAUCGGUCCUAAAACCAUCUCGCGCAAGAUGAUCGACGGCCUCUACAAGUACAACUCUGAUAGGAAGCAGUUCAGCCAAAUUCCAGCCAAGACCAUGUCGGCAAGCGUCGAUGCCAUCACGAUCCACAGCCACCUGUGGCAGACCAAAAAACCAGGAACGCCGAAGAAAGUAGCGGCCGUGAAGUCCUAGUGUUUCUCGACGGCGGACGUACACAAUCUCAAUGCACUUGUUUGUACAUAAAGGAAUCCUACAACACUUUUUACACUCUUCCGUCAGUUGUCGUUCGGACACACAAGAUUAUGCACUACUGGAAUGUAAAACUCUAUGGGGUGGCAAAUGGAUCAAACUCAUGUGAGACUGUGUGAUUCAAGUUGUUUUACUGCACGUGUUGUUUUUAUAUAAAUGUGCCAAAAAAAAAGGAAAAUAAUGAAAAGUUGUCAUUGAUGACCUGUUAUUUUAAUUUGGUACACUAAAGCACUGAAUGUUCUUAGUUUGUACAGAAAUCUCGCACAUAUGUUGACGUGUGGCCUUAUGUUGCUUUUUGUCUAUGUUUUUAUUUGAAUAAUUUUUUACGACUGUCCUGAUACGAUUGUACGGCUGCUUAUGGAAAGGUUCUCACAUGCAUAGCUUGUGAUUAUAACAGUUUAGUACUGUAAGGGAAUCCUGUCAUAUCUAGUAUACAUUAACCAGUGUGCUAAUGUGCAGUGAGUGGUUUAGUUUGCAGGCCGAACCCACUUUUGAUGGGUUUUAACAUUAUCUAAUGGCAUUGAUUCACAGCAGGAUUGUGAAUUCAUUUCAUUCCGUUCCUGGGGGGGGGUCGGGGUUGGACCGACUGAUGGAAAUGUUCAGCAUAAUGAUCUAUUUAAUCAAUAUUUAUCUUUCAUUAAAAGGUCUUAAAUAAGAUUAGGGGUUAGAAAACCAAACCUUUCUGUCGGUGCGAUUAAAAAAAAAUCAGGUGGACUGAAUUGUUUGAACGAUAUUUCCAUGGAUGAAGAUGAAUAACAUCAUGUGCUGGAGUCAUAAUUAUUUUCAAAAUACUUUUGUACUGUUAUGUAUGCUUGUGGUGACUGAUCUGAAGUAUUUUCCUGUCCCAGGUCACGCAAAAGUAUUAAAAGCAGUUUACCAAAU
Sinocyclocheilus rhinocerous is the source of this 5277-nucleotide messenger RNA. RefSeq names its product calmodulin-regulated spectrin-associated protein 2-like. Gene Ontology annotation, molecular function: calmodulin binding; microtubule minus-end binding; spectrin binding. The record is from RefSeq and is a predicted model, not a curated record. Gene Ontology annotation, cellular component: microtubule minus-end. The transcript is spliced from 18 exons. Lineage: Eukaryota; Metazoa; Chordata; Actinopteri; Cypriniformes; Cyprinidae. Gene Ontology annotation, biological process: neuron projection development; negative regulation of microtubule depolymerization; cytoplasmic microtubule organization. The coding region runs from base 58 to 4338 and encodes 1426 amino acids.